Messenger RNA from Acanthosepion pharaonis, 1215 nucleotides. NCBI's taxonomy places the organism in Eukaryota, Metazoa, Mollusca, Cephalopoda, Sepiida, Sepiidae. The record is from the annotation of a GenBank genome assembly.
AUGCUUGGCACGAAUCUAUACCACUUUUGUCCUUUUCUUUUUCUUUCUUUUCUUAUUUUUAUUUAUUGUCUUUUUUCCUUUCUUUUUCUUUUCUUCUUAACUUUCCCUUCUGUUUUUGUUCUUUUUCUCUCUUGUUUAUGCUUUUAUGUCUUCUUGUCCUUUUUUCUUUCCUUCUUAUUUUCCCUUAUUUCUACUUUUGGUCUUUUUCUUUUUCUUUUAUUUGCCUUCUUUUCUUCUUCCUUCUUUUUCUUUCCCACUUAUUUCCUUUCUUUGUUGUUUUUUUUUUUAUUUAUCUUCUUUCAUUUUUCCUUUCUUUUUUUCUUCUUUUGGUCUAUUUCCAAUUUAUUUUUUGUAUUCUUUCUCUUUCUUUCUUCCCACUUAUUUAAUUUCUUUCUGCUUUUGUUCAUUUUCUUUCUUGUUUUUUGUUGUCUUCUUUUCUUGUCGCCUUUUCCUUUCUUUUACUUUUUUGUUUAUUGCUAUUUUAUUUUGUUUUCUUCUUUCCUUUCCUUUCUUUCUGCUUCGUUCCUCCUUAAUUUUGUUCGUUGUAUUCAUUUUGUAUCUUUUCCUGCUUUUAGCCUAUGUCAACAUUUGUACCGUCUUUUCCACUUCGCGCCUCUCUCUUUUUCUUUUCUCUCUUUUACCCUUAAAUAUCUAAAUUCUUUUUUCAUUUUCAACUUCUUUCCUUUUUCUAUUCAACUCUUUUUUCUUUCUUUUUAUUUUUUCUCUGAUAUUCUCUGCUUUUCCAGUUUUCAUUUUUCCUUUCUCUUCAUCCAUUCUAUUUUUAUUUUUCUUUCCUUUCUCGUUUGUUUUUCUCCUUUCUUUCAUUGGAUUAUAGUUUCUUUCUCCUCUCCCUCACUCUCUCUCUCUCUCUCUCUCUCUCUCUCUCUAUCUGUCUCCUUUUGCCUUUCUUUCUCAUUUUUUGCCUCUCUCUCUCCCUCUCUGUACCUAUCGACCACUCUUCUAGCUUUCUCUCUCCUUUUGUGUGUUGUCUCUCUCUAUCAACAUAUCUCACACUCUACUAGCUUUCUUUCGCUAUCACUUCUUUCUUUCUAUCAAACCACUCUAACUUCCUCUCCCUUUACUUUGUGUCUCUGUCUCUAUCAAUCUAUCUGCCUCUCUACUAGCUUUCUCUCUCUCUUUCAUUCUAUCUAUCUAUCUAUCUAUCUAUCUAUCUAUCUAUCUAUCUAUCUAUCUAUCUAUCGACAACCCUUCUAA